AUUUUAAAAACACAAUAUAAAUAAAUGAAAUCUAAAACAAAUUCAAGUGUAUAAAGACACGAGGGAGUAAUAAGUUAACUUUAAACAAUCAAACAGAAGUGAAAAAAGGUUCAUUGUACGUAGACGCGCUGUCGAAAAGGCGGCUUGGUAAGUAGUAGAAUCUGGGACAAAGGACAUUUGUCAAACACGUAACCUAUAUAUACACUUUAAUCUUCCCAGAAGGGGGAAAAUUAAACACCGUGGGGAAAAAUCCAGGAUGCAGGCGGCAACGAUCACUUGCCGGUGUUUUAGGGCUCGGGAGCUCUUGAUUACCCGAGCUCCAGCCUUGGUUAAUUGUUACCGAUCGAGCUAUUCGCCGGCCAUCAAUGGCAGAAACCAUCUCCACCUUGGAAUUCCCUCCAGAAGCUCUCCAAUUACCCCAAUUUCAACCAGACAAUUAUCCACCAAGCACAACCCCUGGAGUGCUUCCAGAGCUUCUCCUUCUUUCCUUCGUAACGUCAAAGCUUUCGUCGCUGAUGUGCCUACCAAUCCCUCCCCCGGAAGCAAUGGUUCAAUGCCUAAUGGGUUUGGUGCUGGGAGGUUUUCAACUGCAGCUCGUAGGGAUGAGGAUGAGGGAAAGAAGCCUGCCGAGAAGAAGCAAGUGGCUACAGUCUCAGCUGACCAAAUUCCAGAUGCUAAAAUUAUGCAAACAUUGGCAAAGUAUUUAUGGUUGAAGGAUAAUCAUGAAUUUCGGCUAAGGGUGCUUGCUGCUUUGGGUUUCUUGGUUGGCGCCAAAGUGUUGAAUGUUCAGGUGCCAUUCUUGUUUAAGCUUGCUGUUGAUUGGUUGACCACAGCUACUGGGAACGCUGGUGCUCUUGCUGAGUUUAGUGCUGCUAAUUCAACUAUGUUGGCACUUUUUGUGAGCCCAGCUGCGGUUUUGGUUGGCUAUGGAAUAGCACGAGCUGGGGCCUCUGCUUUCAACGAAUUGCGAACGGCAGUGUUCUCCAAAGUGGCUUUGCGAACCAUCCGGUCAGUUUCCAAGAAGGUGUUCUCUCAUUUGCAUGAACUUGAUCUGCGGUAUCAUCUAAGUCGUGAAACUGGUGGCUUGAAUCGAAUUAUCGAUCGUGGUAGCCGUGCUAUCAAUUUUAUUCUAUCAUCCAUGGUGUUCAAUGUUGUACCGACGAUAUUAGAGAUAUCCAUGGUAUCAGGUAUUCUUGCUUACAAAUUUGGAGCACCAUUUGCAUGGAUCACUUCCCUCUCAGUAGCAACUUAUAUUGCGUUCACUUUGACCGUGACACAGUGGAGAACUAAGUUCAGAAAGGAAAUGAACAAAGCUGAUAAUGAUGCAAGUACAAGGGCGAUUGAUUCUCUUAUAAAUUACGAGACAGUCAAGUAUUUCAAUAAUGAACCCUACGAGGAAGAAAAGUACGACGAAUUCCUGAAGAGAUAUGAAGAUGCAGCUCUAAAAACACAAAGGAGUUUAGCAGUUCUUAACUUUGGCCAGAACGUGAUCUUCAGUGUUGCACUUUCAGCUGCAAUGGUGUUGUGCUCAAAUGGAAUCAUGAGUGGUCAGUUGACUGUCGGUGAUCUGGUUAUGGUGAAUGGCCUGCUGUUCCAGUUAUCUCUUCCCCUGAACUUCCUUGGAAGUGUAUAUCGUGAAACAGUGCAGAGUUUGGUGGACAUGAAGUCCAUGUUUCAAUUACUUGAGGAGAAAGCUGAUAUUAGAGAUGCUGAUGAUGCUAAGCCUCUAAAGUUAGAAGAGGGCAGCAUUCAAUUUGAAAACGUUCAUUUCAGUUAUUUGUCGGAGAGAAAGAUUCUGGAUGGGAUAUCUUUUCUCGUUCCUGCUGGGAAAAGUGUGGCUAUUGUUGGAACCAGUGGUAGUGGUAAAUCAACAAUCCUUAGACUACUGUUCAGGUUUUUUGAUCCUGAUUCUGGGCAUGUAAGAAUAGAUGGGCAAGAUGUCCAGAAGGUUACACUUGAGAGUCUUCGGAAAUCUAUUGGUGUGGUUCCUCAAGAUACUGUAUUGUUCAACGACACCAUAUAUCACAACAUCCAUUAUGGUCGUCUCUCAGCAACAGAAGAGGAGGUUUACGAUGCUGCUCGAAGGGCAGCCAUUCAUGAUACCAUCAUGAAUUUUCCGCUGAAGUAUUCUACUGUUGUUGGGGAACGUGGACUUAAGUUAAGUGGUGGUGAAAAGCAGAGGGUGGCCCUAGCUCGUGCUUUCCUGAAAGCACCUGCAAUAUUGCUUUGUGAUGAAGCUACAAGUGCCCUUGAUAGCACAACAGAAGCAGAAAUCUUGAAUGCGUUGAAGGCUCUUGCAAAUAAUCGUACUUCAAUUUUUAUCGCUCAUAGGCUUACCACAGCAAUGCAAUGUGAUGAGAUUAUCGUCUUAGAGAAUGGGAAAGUCGUGGAACAAGGACCACAUGACAUUCUCUUGGCAAAUCCUGGGAGAUACGCUCAGCUUUGGACACAACAAAACAGUACUGUAGAUUCACUUGACACGGCAAUCAAAUUGGAGGCAUGAUUUAUCUUCUUUUAUAUUAUAUUUAUGAUUAGUUUGUGUAGAGGGUGAAGGAUUAUACAUAGGGGAAGAUUAAGUCUUCUUCCCAUCAAAUUUUACUCAAGUUAUAUUUACACAUAGUGUAGAUAUUUAGCUCUUACAUCAAGUAGUAUGGGAAUUGAUCAAGUACCAUUUGUUGUUGUAACCUGCUUUUGCCUUCUUUUUUGGUUUUGAAUUUCAUUUAUAUAAAUCUUUAUACAACAGAGGACUAGUAUUCUUUUUCUGUAGUUGACAUAACUGCUACAAAUUCAAUUUGUAGUUUUGAUCAUUAACCAUUGUUUGCUAAUACAAGUAAUUUUAGGACAGAAGAAACUCAUCAAGCAGAAGUCCUGUAAAUUUCCCUGCCUUCCCUGUAAUGUGGAUGAAGUUGCUGAAUAAUUGAGUUUAGCCUUUGCAGCAGGCGUGACGAUCUCAACUACCUUCUCUGGCAUGUCUUUGAGGUAAAAUAUUCAGGGUCAGAGUCUUCAACCUCUCCAGUGAUACAGCCAAACACGUGACUUCUAUACAACAAGAAGCAAGACUUGCAGGUUUCUUUUCUGUCUGAAAGGUUACAUGCUCCUAGAACCAGAACCAAAAAUGAUGUAAAAUUAAUCAAACC
Molecule: messenger RNA, 3137 nt
Organism: Oldenlandia corymbosa var. corymbosa
Lineage: Eukaryota; Viridiplantae; Streptophyta; Magnoliopsida; Gentianales; Rubiaceae
Source: the annotation of a GenBank genome assembly